AUGAAUAUGUUGAAUGAUGAAGAUGACCAAAGCUUUCACGCUACGCGUGACGGCUACUCCCAUUUGAGCGAUGUCGAAUGGGAUGCGGUUGAACGAAUGGGUUCAACCAUGGGCAUCCAUGCUGUUAGCGUCAUGCUAGAGGCUCUCAAUAGAGAUGCCCAACAUGCUACUAUCGCCAAGUUCAUUCAAAAUGAACUUGACGCUGAACGCGAGAAAGUAGCCUUGCUUCACCAACAAGGUUCUCAACAAGCAGAGUUGUUGAGAGAACAGGGUGCUCAACAGUUUGAACUGUUGAGACAGCAGCAGGCUGCUGCUGGUGGGUCGAUGCACUCGCGUCGACCCGAGACCUUGAAGAUUGACAUCUCCAAGUAUAGGGGAGUCGAAGAGGACUCCCUCUUGAGAUGGUUCGUCGAAUUGGAUGACGCCAUAAGGGCGCGUCGCAUCGACGACGGGGAUAUGCAAGUUGCAUUUGCCAAUCAAAUCUGGCAGGACGUGCCAAGACUUGGGCACUGGGGCUCAAGUUGCACGACCCAUAUGCGUUUGGGUCGUUGGAAGUCUUCAAGUCGCGGCUCAGACAAACGUUUGAACCGCCUAGAGCUGAGUUCAGAGCUCGAACCGAACUCUUGA
Messenger RNA from Peronospora matthiolae, 627 nucleotides. Lineage: Eukaryota; Oomycota; Peronosporomycetes; Peronosporales; Peronosporaceae. The record is from the annotation of a GenBank genome assembly.